Molecule: messenger RNA, 960 nt
Organism: Paramecium octaurelia
Lineage: Eukaryota; Ciliophora; Oligohymenophorea; Peniculida; Parameciidae
Source: the annotation of a GenBank genome assembly
AUGCUAUAAUAGAAUUAAGGACAUUUCACAUAACAUUAAUUAUUUAGAUAGUAGUAACCUUAAACACAAGAUAAGCAUUAAUUCUGUAAAGUACCAUAGCACUUCUUACAAUUAUUGGCACAAGGAGUACAAAUAUUAUGGACAUUACCAUACCCAUCCAUACAUUCAGCUAAGCAUUCAUUUUAAUAAUAAGCCAAAGGAAAAUUGCAAGACAAACAAUUUUAUGAUAAUAAUCCGUAGCAAGUCCUACAAAUGGGAUGGCAAGGAGAGCACAAGCUUCCAAUAUUAUUAUUAUAAUAUCCAUCAGGACAUUAGUUGUAACACAAACUAUUGCUCUUUAAUCUGUAAUAACCUCUUGCGCAAAGCAAACAGUUUUAGGUUUAAUCAAUACAUGAGGAACAUCCCUUCCAACAUUGUAGGCACACAUCACCAUCCUUAUAGAAUCCACUCAAGCAAGUAAAUUUGCAUUCUCCACUAAUAAUGUUUUUCACAUUCAACACAUCCCCUGGAUUACAAGAUAAACAAUUGACAUUAGUACUAUUAUCACAUGUUUUACAUGAAGGGUCACAUAAGUAACAUUAUCGAGCUUAAAAAUUUCCAUAAUAACCAUCAUCGCAUAUAAUUUAACAUUCAUUUUUGCUUGCCAUAUAAUAAUACCCCUCUAAACAUUGUUAGCAUGUCAAUGAAAUACAUUUUUAGCAGUUAUUUAUGCAAGGUGCGCAUGCUGUUCCUGAAAAAUAUUCCCCUUCCACACAAAUAAAGCAUUGUGAAUUCAAUAAUAUUCCUGAAGGUAUGCAAUCAGUGCAAGUUGUUGCUGAUGUAUCGCAUUUUAAACAAUUUGAAUCACAAAUUGUACAUUUUGGAUCAGUAGGGACACUACUAUCUUAGAAGUAUCCAUCAGGACAUUGCUACACACAUUAAUUGGUCUUGCUUCUGAAAUACCCACUUUGACAAUUUAUA